CCGGGUGCAGAUUUGCAGAAGCAGAGCCAACCACUGCACCUCUGCUGUCCAUGGCGGCGGCUGCUUGCUCUGCUUUUCUUGCCUUGCUCCCGCUCCAUCAAUGGCGUCGCCUCCCGCAUCCAAAUCUCACACCUCGUCGUCGUAGCUAUUAGCCUAUUACUACUACUAGCUUCGUCUCCCCCUGACCUGGCUCAUUCUUCUUCCUCCUCGUCCCCUUCCUCCUUCCUCCCUCUCCCGUCUCCCACCUUGGGGUCUCCUAGCGCACCACCCGAGAAAUGCUCUUCUCUUUUUCCGGGUUUCCAUUCUACCAGUACCAGUGCCUUGUCUCCGAGUGUUGACAUCUCUCUGCGUGCUCUGGCCCCGCCAUUAAUCGCUUCCUCUUCCUGCUGCUGACCCAGGGCAGCUAGCCCCCAGUCACGCACACACGAAAUCCAAGCGUUCCAAUUCAAUUUCAAAUCCCCUUUCCUUCUUGGCUGCCUUCGCUGCAAAAGCCAAGAAUUUUUCUUUUUCUGAUUUGAGCGCUCGACGCGUCCGGAGGAGGAGUCAUGGUGGCGGAGCCGCUGGUGCGCAAGGUGCUGUCCAUGACGACGCUGUCGUCGUCCUCCAACUCCUCCAAGAAGAAGGCGCGGCGGGCGGUGAGCGCCAACGCCAACAAGAGCGGCGGCACCGAGGUGGUGGCGGCGGCGGCCAAUAAGGGCGACGGCAGGCUGGGCAUCCUGUCCUUCGAGGUGGCCAACGCGAUGUCGCGCGCGGCGAACCUGUACCGCUCGCUCUCCGACUCCGAGGCGGCGCGCCUGCUGGGCCCGCUCUGCCUCGGCUCCCACGCCGUGCGCGCGCUCGUCCUCGUCCCUGGCGCCGACGACGACGACGCGCGCCUCCUGGCGCUCGCGCUCGCCGAGAAGCUCGACGCGCUCAACCGCGUGGCGGACGUGGCGUCGCGCCUCGGCCGCAGCCGAUGCACGGCCCCCGCGCUCAUGGGCUUCGACCACGUCUACGCCGACCUCCUCGCCGGCCGCUGCUCCGACUCGGGGGCCGCGUUGUUCACCGUCGCCGUCGCCUCCGCCUCCGACGCCGCGUCGCUCGUGCGCAAGCUCGACCGCCUCGCCGCCGCCACCGCCGCGCUCUACGCCGAGCUCCAGGCGCUCGCGGAGCUCGAGCAGUCCACGCGGAAGCUGCCCACCGACGAGGCCCGCCGCGCGCUCCAGCAGCGCGCGCGGUGGCGCCGCCACGACGUGCGCAGGCUCAGGGAAUCGUCGCUGUGGAACUGGACCUACGACAGGGCCGUGCUCCUGCUCGCGCGCGCCGUCUGCGCCAUCUACCACCGCAUCCGCCUCGUCUUCGGCGACCCCAUGCUGGGAAUCGACCUGCUGGCCGUGCGACCGGCCAGUGAGUUGUCGGGGCAAUGCGACCAAAGCGGCCGGCGGCUCUCCGGUCCGGUGACAGCAGCAAAUUCAGGCCCCGUCCAAAGCAAUCUCAGCGAUGGCGGCAAGUCAGGGCCGAUUUCCAGAGUCGUUCCAGACACGUCGCGGCCAGUGAAUUUCAGGUCAUCAGGCUGUGGAGCAAGCCCGGGGAAGAUGUUCAUGGAGUGCUUGAGCUUGAGCAGCUCAUCAGUGUCAUGGAAGGAUGGGUUCGAGGAUGAGUUCUUGGAAGAUUCCAGCUGCAUUAGCACAAUCAGAUCAGGGAUGCUUGUGCCAUUCAGCAGCGAGCAGGGGGUAUCAUCGACGACAACAACGCCAUCAUCCAAGAGUGGUCGGAUUGGCAGAAAGGCACCACCGUUUGGUCCCAAGAGCACGGUGACGUCGCUUGCGCCGCCGUCCACCGUCGGCGGCUCCUCUCUGGCCCUGCAUUAUGCAAACAUUGUGAUCAUCAUCGAGAAGCUGCUCCGGUACCCACAUCUUGUUGGUGAGGAGGCACGGGACGACCUGUACCAGAUGCUGCCGUCGACUCUGAAGGUGGCGCUGAGGAAGAAUCUGAAAACAUAUGUGAAGAGCCUGGCGAUCUACGAUGCGUUCCUCGCGCACGAUUGGCGGGAGACGCUGGAGAAGACGCUGGCAUGGUUUGCUCCAAAGGCGCACAACAUGAUCCGGUGGCAGGCCGAGAGGAACUUUGAGCAGCAGCAGAUUGUGUUCAACGGGAAUGUGCUGCUGCUGCAGACGCUGUAUUUUGCUGAUCGAGAGAAGACAGAGGCAGUGAUCUGUGAAUUGCUUGUCGGCCUGAAUUACAUCUGCCGGUAUGAGCAGCAGCAGAACGCGCUGCUUGAUUGCUCGAGCAGUCUCGACUUCGAUGAUUGUGUGGAGUGGCAACUUCAGUAGAACCAAGGUCAGGUUUUCUGCUCUGUUCCAUAGUGUACAAGUGAUAUGAAACAGCAAAGGGUACUUGUAGUUUGGUUUUGCUUGUUUCUCUUUUCUUUUUCCACUUUGUUUUUGGUGCAUUUUGCACAUGAGAUCGCCAUCUAUUGUUAGAUGAAAUAUAGAGCUUUGUUGACUGGAAAGACCCUGAUUCUAACUCUGGCUGUACAUAGUCUUGUUGAAUCCUUGUGUGAAGCAACCAGAAAACAGGUUUGUUACUUGGUAAA
Sorghum bicolor (sorghum) is the source of this 2575-nucleotide messenger RNA. RefSeq lists its product as uncharacterized. Gene Ontology annotation, biological process: positive regulation of growth. Bases 546 to 2312 code for a protein of 588 amino acids. NCBI's taxonomy places the organism in Eukaryota, Viridiplantae, Streptophyta, Magnoliopsida, Poales, Poaceae. The transcript has a single exon. The record is from RefSeq and is a predicted model, not a curated record.